Tetrahymena thermophila SB210 is the source of this 1065-nucleotide messenger RNA. Its product is annotated as transmembrane protein, putative. The record is from RefSeq and is a predicted model, not a curated record. NCBI's taxonomy places the organism in Eukaryota, Ciliophora, Oligohymenophorea, Hymenostomatida, Tetrahymenidae. The transcript has a single exon.
AUGAUGGAAAUUAGAAAUACAAAUAACUAGAUUAAUAAUAACAAUAAUAAUAAUGCGAUUCAAAAUAGUAGAUAGCAAAAUUAUUAGAAUAAUAGAGGAUCAAUUACAGGACUUUGCGAAAGAAGUGUAGCAGACCAUUAUAAUAAAAUAGAAAGCAACUUUCUCGAAAAAUAUCUUAAAUAUAUAGUGAUUGACGAUUUCAUUCCAGAUGUGUUUGAGUAUAAUUUAGAAAAAUAUUAAUAAAAUAAUAAUAAAUAUGAUUUGCAUCAAUCUAUUUUUUAAGUAGCCAAUAAUUUCCAAUUAUAUACCUUUAUUGAGUAAUUGAGGGCAGAAUUAAAAAAAAAUUCAAAUGUUUCUUAAAAUUAAUUGAUCAUUGAAUGCUUUGGAUAAGACCAUUUAGUGUAGUAAGGAGAUUAAGUAUUUAUUAUUUGUAGCAUUAAAAUUACAAACUCUAAGUUGAAAAAGUUACCUGAAGCAGGAAUAGAGCUACUCUAGAAAGCAGUUAAAAAUGAAAAGGUUCUAUUUAAAGAAAAUUAAUUGGUUCAUAUGACAAUAUUUUAUAAUGGCGAUAUCAAUUUUGAUUUCGAUCAGUAUCCAGAUUAGUAUUAACUAGGAGAAAAAUUAGUAGAAAUAAAUAAAGUAAAAGUACGUUUAGUGAUGAAUUUGUUUUACAUAUCAAAGGUAGCCUUAUUCCAGCACUUUGUAGUAAGAAACAACUACAAAAUCGAAACUAUAGAUGAUAAAACAAUAACUUUUUAUGAAUUGACUCGAACUAGUUUUAAAUAAAGACAGAUCACAAAACUAUAGAUUGAAAGAUAAAAACAAAAUCAAAAUUAAUCUGUCCAAGAAGCUGUUAACAACAAAAAGAUAUAAGCAAAUUCGUCUUCAUUACAAAAAGGAGUAAUAAUUUCACAAAACAAUAAAAAGAAUAAAAAAAUUUAGUAGUUAGCUCAAGAGUUUUUUUAAAAAAAUAAGAAAUUGCUAUCAAUGGUUUUACUUUCUGCUGGUGCUAUUAGUAUUUACAUUGCCUUAAAAAAAAUUUUGAAAAAAAAAUUGACUGACUGA